AUGUGCAAAACAUAUCAAUUCAAACUAGUAUUAUUAGGUGAAUCAGCCGUUGGUAAAUCUAGUUUAGUAACUCGUUUUGUAAAAGACCAUUUUGAUGAAUAUAGGGAAAGUACUAUUGGAGCUGCUUUCCUUGCACAAACAAUUGCUUUGGAUGAUAAUACUACAGUCAAAUUUGAAAUUUGGGAUACUGCUGGUCAAGAGAGAUAUAAAAGUCUCGCACCCAUGUAUUAUAGAGGAGCCAAUUGUGCUGUAGUUGUUUAUGAUAUCACUCAAGCUUCUUCUUUGGAUAAAGCCAAGUCUUGGGUAGAUGAAUUACAGCGUCAAGCUGAUCCUGAUAUUGUUAUUGCUCUUGCUGGUAAUAAAACUGAUCUCGAAGCUCGACGAGCCAUUGAUACAAAGACUGCUCAAGAAUACGCUGAUGAAGCUGGUUUGUUAUUCUUUGAAACAUCUGCCAAAACGGCUCAUAAUGUCACCGAACUCUUUACAGCUAUUGCAAAACGUAUGCCUCUUGAACAACUUGCCAAUAAUAACGGUCGCGCUGGAAGAAGAGGAUUGAAUACUCGUGGUGAAGUGGAUUUGGAUCGUGCGAACAAUACAUCUGAUGGUUGUGCCUGUUGAAAGUUUUUGUCAUCUUUAUUUCUUUUUUUUUAUUCCCCUCUUUUCUUUUUUUUUUUUUU
Messenger RNA from Halteromyces radiatus, 677 nucleotides. RefSeq names its product ras family-domain-containing protein. The record is from RefSeq and is a predicted model, not a curated record. Gene Ontology annotation, molecular function: GTP binding; GTPase activity. Bases 1 to 618 code for a protein of 205 amino acids. The transcript is spliced from 11 exons. NCBI's taxonomy places the organism in Eukaryota, Fungi, Mucoromycota, Mucoromycetes, Mucorales, Cunninghamellaceae.